Molecule: messenger RNA, 2208 nt
Organism: Penicillium verhagenii
Lineage: Eukaryota; Fungi; Ascomycota; Eurotiomycetes; Eurotiales; Aspergillaceae
Exons: 3
Coding region: 1-2208 (735 amino acids)
Biological process (GO): actin cytoskeleton organization
Molecular function (GO): actin binding
Source: RefSeq, a predicted model, not a curated record
AUGGCUGCGUUGGUUCAAACGAUCCCGCAACAGACUGGCACGGUUCCUGUGCUGCAGACACGUCCCUCUUCUUCCUCGGGCACAUUUGCCUCAUCCUCUACACAGCAUCCCACUCGGUUCCAGAAUAUGUCGUGGAGUUCCUUCAAUGCUGGAAAUUCGGGCAGCUAUCGAGCAGGUCAACCGGUUGUGGCCCCCUACGCUUUUGCUCCUAACCCGGCCCACACCACCAAUCCUCAACAACAUCGCCAAUCUUGGUCCCCUCAUCUUCGUCCUGAGCACCGCACCUUCUCUGCCCCUACCAUUCAAGGCGCGUCCCAUAUGGCCCAAUCCGGAGCCAACCCCCGAGUCGCCAAUCCUGCAGCUGGUUCUGUAUCGACUUCUUCCAACUCUUCAUUCAACUCAUACGUCUCAAAGGAUGACAGCGCUAUCCCCUCUCGACAACCGAGACCGGACCAGCCUCUUCGUCCCUUGUCCACCGCCAACCUUCCUCCCCCCGUUAUGACCAUCUCUUCCCCCGUCAGCUCUGUGAAGCCUUCUCCGAAUCGGUACCGCCGUUCCAAUCAACGUCCCCAAUCUCCAGCCCCAGCACCAUCACCUUCACCACCGUCAUCAACCUCAGCGAUAAUUGUCGACGACCAGAAAACCGCAGCUCCGGUUCCCCGGCCGGUUCGAAGGUCCAACGGACAUAACCGCUAUUCUAGUGUAGAUGAUUCGUCCCAUGCAGAAAGGCCACAACUCGAACCUGCAAAGCGGUACCGCCGGAGAAGUAUGGGAACGAUGGACCCAGGCUCAUACCCGAACCUUCAACUGCAGCUGCCGAUACCAGCUUCGCCGCAGUCGAGUUCUUAUGACUUUAUUGCCUUUGAUGCGAAUCAAUCACGACCACAAUCGUCUCAUUCACAGAAUGGCAGCUCGCAUUCGGCGAAGUCAUCUGUAUCUUCGACACGAGAAGGGGCAGCCUCGGAUCCCACCUCCGUCGUCAAGCCGGAAGAAAAGCGAGCGAGCAAGCCCUCUCCGCUCUCCCAGCCAGCGUCAACGUUACCCAACCCUCCGGCGCCCAAAUCAGUUUCCAAGGCCCCACUGGCUGCCUCAUCCCCGCCAACAGAGUCCCCUGCGGCGAAGCGUCUUGCUGAGCUGAAGAAUGACAAGCGUCCUGGGAAGUCACGCCUGAGGCGUGCUUUCUCCUUCGGCAGCGCAUCGGAACUUCUAAAGGCAUCCUCGCAGACCAAGCGUGAAGCAAUUGCUGCCGAAAAAGCGCGCCGGGAGGCCUUGCGAGAGGAGUUGGGAGACGAACAAGCCGCGAUUGCCGAACAGCAGGAGGCCAUGGGACUGGGUGAAAGCAUCUAUUCCCACCAAGGUGGUUUCUUUUCUGGGUCAACAGAUGCACUUUCCAUUUCAUCGACUGCUUCAUCAGCAUCCAUGAUGCUUCGUAAAAUGGGUAAAGGUAUGAAGAAGUCUACUCGGUCAUUAGUGGGACUGUUCCGGCCCAAGUCUGUCGCCAGUAUCCACUCGAUUGAGGGGGCCGCUGAGCCGAUGUCUCUACCCCAGAUCUCUGUGGUGAACGUGGAGGCGCAGCGGGAGAUUGUGGUCAACCCUGACCCGAUGGAAAUGCCUCGGGGUGGCACUGUGUUCCCCAAGGUGGAACCUGCUGGCUCCGAUGUCCGUAGGUCUGCUUCUAUUCGGGAUCGUGAGAGAGUCGUUUCAGAUUCCUCUCAGUCGCGAAAAAGCAUUGUUGGAGGCGACCGAGAACGCGCUGAAAUUCUAGCGGCUGUCCGCAAGGGCAUUUUGAAGAAAACCCAUUCCGACUAUGGGGCCUCCUCUUCGGCAAAUGCACUAAACGGCAAUGACUCCCCGCAUUCCAGUGCCCCACCUACCCCAGACGAGUCGUCUCGAGCCAGCCCUCGCCCGACAGAGCAAAUAACCAUCGCUGGCGAGGACUAUUUCCUUUCUGGUGGUUCUCGGUACUCAGGCACCGACGCGAAAAGUGCUCCCAACACUCCGCAGGCGGGUGGCCGAAACAUCGUUUUCAGCCCUCGCAUACAGUUUCAUGAGACUUGGCCCAGUGGCGAGUACGAUCGUCGUGGAGAAAUUGCGACUUGCAACCGCUUGACUCCUCUCCUGGCCCAACAAAUUCGCGAGGAGAUCAACAACUUCAAAAUGGAGAUGGAAGUUCAUGAAAACUCCAAAAUCUACACACACUUCAUUUAA